Manduca sexta (tobacco hornworm) is the source of this 3033-nucleotide messenger RNA. RefSeq names its product gastrula zinc finger protein XlCGF57.1. Gene Ontology annotation, biological process: regulation of transcription by RNA polymerase II. Gene Ontology annotation, molecular function: zinc ion binding; DNA-binding transcription factor activity, RNA polymerase II-specific; RNA polymerase II cis-regulatory region sequence-specific DNA binding. The coding region runs from base 278 to 2059 and encodes 593 amino acids. Gene Ontology annotation, cellular component: nucleus. The transcript has 5 exons. Lineage: Eukaryota; Metazoa; Arthropoda; Insecta; Lepidoptera; Sphingidae. The record is from RefSeq and is a predicted model, not a curated record.
UUAAAUUAAUUCACAUAUUGUGAUGGUGAACUGAAAAUGUUUCACCGAUUUCUGACAGAAUUGAAAAAUUAUUGUUGGCAGCACUCUAGAUAUGGCCGCUGUCACUGUCAACUCAGCUGUAAAUAAAUGGAUUGUUUUGCUAAUUGUUGUUUAUUUAUGCCUGCUGCAAAUAAAUUGUACUGCAAAUAUGAAAUCACAAUGUAUAAAAUUACAGUAACACUAGACCUACAUGAGUUUUAUUAAAUCUGACAUGAUGUUUAUUUCCAAGUAGUAAAAAAUGGAUAAUGUUAAUAUGAAGAACUGGGUAUCUCAUCCAGAAGUAUGCAGAUGUUGUCUGUCUGCAACUGGAACAUGGGAUGUGACUGCUUCCUACAUAUCUGAAAGCGGGAUGAAAGAAGUUUAUUUUGAAAUGUUGCAAGAAUGUUAUGGGCUUACCGUGAGUUUAUUUUCAAAGAAAAAAAUGCCAAAGCUGUCCCGAGUAAUGGAGUGGGGCCCCAGCAGGCUUGUGUGCGGGCAGUGUGUGAGACACUUGAGAGAUGCCUGCUCGUUUAAAAAGCAAGUGCUACUAGCGGAAUCUCUCUUUACUGACUACUGUGCCAAUAAGGACAAUUUACAUACACAAAGUGUAAAGAUAGAGAAGGAAACAAUAGAACUAUACAACACUGAACCUGUCAGCUUUACCUGUAAUGCAGAUGUUAUCAAUGAUGGUGAAAAUAAAGUAAAAGGGAAACCAAAUGUUAAUUUAGGAAAGACUGGAAAAGAUGAAAUUAUAUGCACAAAGAGACAAAGAUCACUAAUAAAAGAGAAGAGAAAGAGAAAAAUCAUUGAUUCUGAUAAUGAUAUCGACUCUGACACACCCAUUGCUGCACUGACAAGGAAGAACAAUAUUGAAUCGAAUGAAAUUGUGGCUAAAGAUCUUGGACAUAGAACCGAAAAUAAAACUGAAGAAAUUGCGAUACAAUUUAAAAGAAAAGCGAAGACAACCGCCGAAAAUUACGUCGAUAAUAGACGUCUGCGAUCAAAUAUAACUCUUCUACUAAAGAACUCUACAAUCGUGCCAUUUAAACACAUAAACAACACUAAGUAUAUUUGUCUAUACUGCGAUGCAAAUUUCUUAUUCUUCAAAGAAUUAAGAGAUCAUGUUGCAAAACAACAUUCAGAUAUAAAAGAGAGUGAUUUUAAGCAAUGUUUGAAAACACCAAAAGAUUUGGUCAAAGCGGAUAUAAGUGUAAUAGCAUGUAAAUUAUGCGGGGACUCAUUGAAAUGUAUUGAUAAAUUGGUCGAACAUCUCAUAGAAGCUCAUAGAAAAGUAUACCACCACACGCCGAGAUUCAAGCCGUCGCACGGCCUUUUAGGUUUUGAUAUGAGAUCCGACAAUUUGAAAUGUCACCAAUGCAGUAAAGAAUUUAGGUUCUUCAAAAAUUUAUCUGUGCAUAUGAACGAACACAGUGAUUACUUUAUGUGUCACGUGUGUGGCAAAAGAUUCGUGUCAGAGCACAGGCUGCAAACCCACGUGGCCACCCAUCGCGCCGUCAACGCAAGGUGCAAAUACUGCGAGAAAGAUUUUAAAAGUUUAUCCGCACGUAGCUACCACAUACGCAAAAUGCACAUCAACGCCAAGUUCAAAUGCACUGAAUGUUCUGAAACGUUUACUCAGUAUCAACAUAGACUGCGGCAUUUAGUGGACACUCAUAAUUUCAAGAAACCAGCGUUUAAAUGCGAUGUGUGCGCUAAACAUUUUGCGAGCUCUGGGGGGCUGCGCGCGCAUGUCCGUUAUUCACAUUUGAAAAACAAAGAAUAUUCAUGUCAAACCUGCGGCAAAGUAUUCGUUUACAAGUGGAUAUGGAAGCGUCAUCUAGACAUACACACUGGAGCCAAAAAUUUCGAAUGUAAACUCUGUAAUAAAAGAUUCGCGAAACCGUAUACACUACGGGUACACAUGAAAAUACAUCUAAAUGACAAGAAAUUCGUUUGUCCGGUGUGUAAAGUAGCUUUCGUACAGAAAACCAGCCUUGGAAAUCAUCUAAGGGUACAUCAUCCAGAUUUAAGUAUGGUAUGAAUUAGGUAGGUACGACCAAUGACUUUUUAUAUAUAGACGCGUCAUAGACUAACAAAUUUUCACAUAAAAACAACGCACUAUUUGCUAUAGUCACCUACAUAGCCCUAGCAGCUUCAGCCCCGUCGGCGCCACGACAGUCGAAUAAAAUGCAUUUAUUUAGUAGUUAAAAAUAAGUUAAAUAGUGUAUACUUACUUAUUACUAACAUAUGAAAUGGAACGUGAUUUUCAUUCACAGUUGGAGUAAUUUGUACAUCGUCUAAAACACAGGAAGGCAUUUUAUUUAUAAAACUACAAAAAGUUAGUAAGCCGACUUGCGACGACAAUGAUUGGAGGUGAACUAAGUGAAUGUCGGGCAAUUACCUUGCUUUACUCUUUCCAGUAUUGGCUUGGGAGCUUGGGCAACGUAUCUUUGUAAUAAAAACAUCUUAGGGUACGACAAUCAAAGAUGCGGAAAUGACAAUGUUUUAUUUAAGGUGGUAGCAAGUCGGUAUCCCUCGUCAAACGUAACAAUUUUUCAUUUUUGUACGGUGUUACAUUGCACCAUUGACUAUCUAGUACUUUUCCCCUUACUUUCGUACCUUCAAUUCUGAACAUUUUUCUGUGCCCGAAUACGAUAAGUAGGUAAUAUGUAUAGUAUGGUAAUAUGUAUGUAUAGGUGGUAUGUUAAAUUGUUAAGUAUUAUUAUUAAUCGAGGUCACUGGGCAUUGCUUUAAAAGCCACACAGCCAUAACAGAUUCAUGGAAAAUAAAAUAUGAACAUAAAUAGGUUCCUGUGAACAUGUUACACGAGAAGACUGGAAGAAUGGCAUAGUAAAUGCCAAAAAAAAAAAAUGAAUAUUGUGAGCGUCCACUUUGAUAAUAUAUGAAGCGAAUUUUCUCAGGGAUGUAUUACAGAUGUGCAGAACAUUUCAAACCACUCAGAAUUUGAUUACAGCGAUUGGAUCUUUACCCAAAUAAAUCAUCACCACAACCGAC